AUGUGUCGAAUAUCUAGAACUGGUGAUGACGGCUGGCAGGACAGCAGCGAUUCCUCCUCCCCCGCCCCCCCUCCCACCCCGCCAGAGCAACAGGAAGCAAGCACUACGUAUGAACAGAUGAUCUCUUUCUGUGCAGUGGCUGGUCAGGCUCCUGUCGUCUCAGUGGAGCCCCGGACUGCUACUGUGCGCCAAGGGGAGUCUGCCAGCUUUAGAUGCCAGGUGGCAAGAGGUGCACAGCCAAUCCAACUGGAGUGGAAGAGAGCCAAUAACCAAGCAUUACCAGACAAUGCUAAGACUGGUCCUGAUGGCUCUGUGCUGACGGUUGCCAACGCCCGACCUGAAAAUCAGGGCCAGUACCGCUGCGUGGCAGCCAACUCUGCAGGCCGCAGCACUGCCGCGGCUGUGCUGAACGUCAAACAUGCUCCUAAAGUACACCUGACACCAGCCGGGCCCCUGCGGGUCAGGAUGGGUUCCCCUGUGUCAGUGGAGUGUCGUGCCACAGGCAGGCCACGCCCCACGUUGACCUGGAAACGCCAAGGCUCCACCCUGCAGUUGGUUACCAAGGAGACGAAUGAUGUCAACACAAUACAGUGGCCUGUAGUGCAUCCAGAGGACUCAGGAGUUUAUAUUUGCCAGGCUGAAAACAAUGAGGGGGUGACAGAAAUCAAAGUUGAGGUUAUUGUUGAGGGGCAGCCGGGAGCACCGGUGGCUUCAGUGGGAGCUGCAGAAAUGACAGUGGUGGACGGACGUACAGUCACAAUGGAGUGCCAGGCCAGUGGUUCCCCUAUUCCUGUCAUCAGCUGGUCCAAGCUGCGAGCACCAUUGCCAUGGAAACACACAGUGGUCGGUGGAGUUUUGACACUGACCAGUGUGGGGCGCCAAGAUUCAGGACAAUACAUCUGUAACGCUACCAACGUUCAUGGCUACAGUGAAGCAUACACGCAAAUGGAGGUGGAGAGUCCCCCGUACGCCACCUGCCUGCCCGACCAGAUUAGGCUCCAGCCCGGAGAUGCCCUGCGCCUCCAGUGCCUUGCCCACGGCACUCAUCCCAUUCACUUUGAAUGGAGCCGGGGGGGCAGGGUGAGCCUGCCUCCAGGAGCAGAGACCACAAGGGAUGGAAAGCUGCUGAUAGCCCGCGUUAAACUGAGCGACAGCGGAACAUACAAAUGUGUGGCCUCCAACCAAAUCGGCAACAGUGAGGCACUGGCCAAAGUCAUCAUAAAAGCUUAAUCCAUUGUGGCCACACUGUGUCUGAUUGACAAACCAUCUAUGCAGCGCUUACAACUUCUUCAAGCCAGAUGGCUAAUACCAUAGAUAUAGAACAGUUCUAUAUAUAUAUAUAUAUAUAUAUAUAUAUAUAUAUAUAUAUAUAUAUAUAUAUAUAUAGUUCUAUAUCUAUGGCUAAUACUGAGAAAACAGAGCAAAUUAUUUUUAAUAGAUUCUUAAAUACUGACGUUGAAAGUGAAAGAAAUCAAUGCUGUUUGAACUUUUGAUUUUAUUGCACAUACUGUAUGGGGUUAACUUUGUACUUUUAUAGAAAACCGACACUGUUGCCAUUGUUGCUCCUGUCUCAUAUUGCCCGUUGAAAAGCUUUUCCCUGGAGCUCAGUGUGGACUGACGUCCUACAGAAUGUGUGUGUGGGAGUUUGUUCUGCUGGAAUGCCUCUGCACCCCGUCUGCCUCCCUUCCUGUUAUCUGCUCAGUCCACACUGUUGCACUUCCAAAAGUGAAAGGAGGACACAAAACAAAGAAAAAAAUGAUCUAAUAUAAAACCCCUCAUUAUGCCAAUAAAUAUCAGAACAAUAAAGACAAAAUAAAAACAAUUUCA
This is a messenger RNA of Perca flavescens (yellow perch), 1827 nucleotides long. It is a transcript of the gene sid4, whose product is annotated as secreted immunoglobulin domain 4. Gene Ontology annotation, cellular component: axon; plasma membrane. The coding region runs from base 1 to 1230 and encodes 409 amino acids. The transcript is spliced from 10 exons. Lineage: Eukaryota; Metazoa; Chordata; Actinopteri; Perciformes; Percidae. Gene Ontology annotation, molecular function: cell-cell adhesion mediator activity. Gene Ontology annotation, biological process: homophilic cell-cell adhesion; dendrite self-avoidance; axon guidance. The record is from RefSeq and is a predicted model, not a curated record.